Molecule: messenger RNA, 2254 nt
Organism: Dioscorea cayenensis subsp. rotundata (Guinea yam)
Lineage: Eukaryota; Viridiplantae; Streptophyta; Magnoliopsida; Dioscoreales; Dioscoreaceae
Product: ribosomal RNA processing protein 1 homolog
Biological process (GO): rRNA processing
Cellular component (GO): preribosome, small subunit precursor; nucleus; preribosome, large subunit precursor
Source: RefSeq, a predicted model, not a curated record
AAGCGUUAUGUGUUCUAGGGUUUCGAUCAAAACCCUAGGGUUUCCAUUCCUUGAGCAUGGCGGCGGUGCCGGCCAUGGACGCCGGCGAGAUCUCUGGCCCCGCCAUCGCCCGCCUUCUCGCCUCUUGCAAUACUUCGGCACGCGGCCGAGCGGUGCGCCUGUUCGUCUCGUGGAUCCCAACUGCCUGCCCGCCCCCAUCCGACGCCGAACUCCUCAAGAUCUGGAAGGGCCUCUUCUACGCCCUAUGGCAUGCGGACAAGCCCCCUGCCCAGCUCUCCCUUGCCUCUCGCCUUGCCUCCCUCAUCGACUCCCUCCCCGUCGACCUCUCCUCCCGCUACCUCUCUGCCCUCCUUGUCACGCUACGCCGUGAGUGGUCGGGCAUCGACUUCCUCCGCUUAGACAAGUUCUAUGCCCUCGUACGCCGCACUCUCCGCUCUGUCUUCGCUCUUCUCCGUUCCCGAUCCUGGGAUCUUGACCUCACCGUCAACCUGGUAAAUAUUCUCUCCGAAAAGUCUCUUCUUUCCUCUGAUAAGCACCAGGCGCAAGGGAUCAACUACCACUUUGCGGAGAUCUUCUUGGACGAGCUCAAAGAGUUCCUUCCUCUUCCUUUGCAAGCCCUAGAUGAGCUUUUCAAACCGUUCUUUUUGAUUCUGGAGAAAUCUCCGGAUAAGAUUUUGGUUAAUAAGGUCAAAAGUAAUGUUUUUAAUCCUUUGCUUGAGACUGGAGAGCAGUUCCUGGAGUUGGCGAAGAAGGGGGAGAGUGUGGAGAUGGGAUCGAAUGUGGAGAAGUUUGGAAAGAUUGCAUUUUUGUUGGGGUUUUCCAAAAAGAUCUUUGAGUUGGCUUCCAGGCCGGAGACUCUGCAGGGGAAUAGAAAGAUAUUGUUUGGGUUGCAUGAUGGAUUUGUGAAGUUAGAAAAGAAUGUGGAGGAGUCCAGAGUGAUGAUAUCGGCUGAGAGUUUUGAUAAUUGGAAUGAAGGGCAGGCGGUUCAACCACGUGAGACUGAGGUGGAAGUGGGAGGUGAGAACAGACCAUUGAAAAAGAGGAAGAAAUUGAAGGAAGUUUUGGUCUCUAAUGGUAAUGAGAUCACUGAGGUGGCCAUGGGAAAUGACAUUGAUGAUGUUGAGUCAUUGAAGAUGAAGAGGAAGAAGAAGAAGGAUAAAUCUGGGAAGGUCUCGGAUGGUGUUGUGAAGAAAAAGAAAAAGUUGAAGAAUAACAGGCUGUCUGAAUCAGCUAGGGAGAGUGUUGUUUAUGAACCAACAAGUGAGAAAGAUGAUGUUGCUGCUGGUAUGAAUGGUAAUGGGGAUGCAGGGGAGGCCUUUAAUUUUGAUGACACUGUGAUUUCUAAUCUCCAGAAGCAAUUUGAGAAGGUUGCUGCGGAAGUUGGAUUGGUAAAUGGCAAUACAAGCUCAGCUGAUGCGGUAGAAACUUUGGAAGUUAACACUGUUCCAAAGAAGAGAAAAAGGGGAAAGAAUGUUGAUAUGCAGGCUGCUGGUAGUUCGAUUGAUGCUAGUGGAGGAAACACAGUUGGAAAGAGUGGGGAGAAGAGUGCUAAGAAGGUUAGAUUCUCUAUGAAGAGCAAUUUGGUUUGGAAGCCACACAGCCCUUUGCCACCUCAGAGCUUGAGACUGCCACCCUCUGCUACUCCUAGAGGAAGUGCACUGAAGAAGGGUGUGCCUCCUGGACCCAUUAGAGAAUUCUCUUCUGCUGCCAAAAAAGUUAAGGUGAAGAAAGCUCGGAAGGGUGCAAAAAGUGUCUCUCCAGCAAUUAAGCGGCUUUGGAAGUUGCAAAACCUUUCUGUCUAAGUUAGUUCAAAACCAAGUUCAAAGCCGGGAUUUUUACUUGUCAAGAUUGUUAGAGAAAUUGAGCUGUGUUGGCCACCUAUAUUCGAAGAAUUAAGAGAACCUGUCCAUUCGUGUAACAAAAGCAAUUGACAGAUAUUUAUUCUGGUCGAUAAAUUACACCAACAAGUUCAUUCACAAGCAGAGGAACACCAAUUUCAAGAAGCAACACAUUAAAAUGUUCUUACUAUGUUUAUUAGUCAAUGUGGGUCUCUCAUACAAACAAUACGAGAAGAAAAUUUUGAUCUUAGGGACUUUGUUUUAAUAUUGAAAGUUAUGAAGCUGUGUAUUAGAGGCCCUGUUUGUGGGGAUGCAUGUUUAUUUCUUUAUUUAAUCCUAUUUGAGGACAAUUUUGAAAAUUUUUCUCCAUGCCAAAACUUGUUCUUGAUUAACAGAUUAUUGAUGUCAGGUACUUA